CUUUGUAAUGGCAGAGCAGGUCUCACGCGGCUAAAACACCACGAACCCGUCACAAACCUUCCCUCUCCAUAGUCUCCCAUCCAUUCGGCGUUUAUAAACCUUAAACUUCUAUGUUCCCUUCUUAUAAAACGCGUUCUCCCACUUUCUCAUAGCAGUGAGGAAGAUCCAUGGGUUACGAUUCUGGUCCAGUUCCGAAAGUUGUGCCGGAGGACGAUGGCGGCAACGGAUAUGCGUUGACUGGCAAGAUCAUGCUGAGCGCGAUUGUGAUUUUGUUAUUUGUUGUGAUUUUGAUGGUCAGCUUACAUCUCUACGCACGGUGGUACCUAAUCCGCACUCGCCGCCGUCAAAUACGGAGGAACCGUUACCGCCAUCGCCGUACCCAGUUAGUCUUCUACGUGGACCCGAACGCACAAGCCGGAGCCGCAACUGUCACACAGCCCACGCACGGGCUUGAUGCGUCCGUUUUGAUGUUACUCCCUGUUUUCGUCUAUUCCUCCAAGACCCACCCGGACCCGCAGGAGUGCGCGGUGUGUUUGUCGGAAUUUGAGGAGAACGAAAAGGGUCGGAUAUUGCCCAAUUGUAAUCACAGUUUCCAUAUACAGUGCAUUGACAUGUGGUUCCACUCCCAUUCCACCUGCCCUCUCUGUCGAUCUCCUGUCGAACCGUAUCCGGUUCCCCAUGAUUCGGUUCCUGUACACGAUGGUGAUUCUGUGGCGGUGGAACCGGGUUCCAGCUCCGAAUUGUGUGCCACAUGUCAGCACGAGGGGGAGCCAGCAAGUGGUCCUUCCACGUCUUCGUUUGGAGAGCGAAGGAAGCGAAUGGAUGUAAGAAUAGAAAUUCCGACAAGAAAUGCCAGUUUUGGGGGCGAGUCAGGGACCGGAUCACCGGCAAGUCAAUCGUUUAGAUCGCCGAUGAGUCGCAUGUUGUCGUUUACUCGAAUUCUUAGCCGGGAUAGAAGGUUGGGUCUUUCACCGUCGGCGAGUUGCGUCGGCAAUACGGUUGACGAAUCAGAUAUCGAAAGAGGAAGGGAGGAGAGUCAACAAGGUCAGUCUUAGCUCGGCGGCGAGUCAGUAGAACAAGUCCAAUAGAAAAUCUUGGCGGUUAUCAGUUUGGGCGCCGAAGUGAUAAGACCAUCGAGGACUUGGAGUGUUUACUAAUUACUAUCACUGCCACGGUGAAUGGUCGACACAGAUCCCCUUGUGAAUGUGUGUUGACUUGUCACUUUUGUAUAUAAUCUUAGGUGAUUAAUUUUUCUUUUAUUUGUUAAUUUAUAUUUAUAGGUGUAUUGGGAAUUUCUAUAAAUAAUCGUUCAUAAUCAUGUGACAAUUACAUUAGAGUCUC
Messenger RNA from Tripterygium wilfordii, 1341 nucleotides. RefSeq names its product RING-H2 finger protein ATL2-like. Lineage: Eukaryota; Viridiplantae; Streptophyta; Magnoliopsida; Celastrales; Celastraceae. Bases 168 to 1055 code for a protein of 295 amino acids. The record is from RefSeq and is a predicted model, not a curated record. Gene Ontology annotation, biological process: protein ubiquitination. The transcript has a single exon.